Messenger RNA from Venustampulla echinocandica, 393 nucleotides. RefSeq names its product C2H2 and C2HC zinc finger. Lineage: Eukaryota; Fungi; Ascomycota; Leotiomycetes; Helotiales; Pleuroascaceae. The transcript has 3 exons. Bases 1 to 393 code for a protein of 130 amino acids. The record is from RefSeq and is a predicted model, not a curated record.
AUGGGCCUUCCGCAAAAGACAACCCGCACGAAGACGCGCAGACGGACAAGAGACGUCGAUCAGGUCUCAGCAGACCUCCGCUCUCCCAGGCACCUCGAACUGCACAAGGCCACCAAGGCCGUCGAGGACCUGCCUGGCCUCGGCCAGUAUUACUGCGUCGAAUGCGCAAAAUGGUUUGAGAGCGACCACAGUCUGGUCACCCACCGGAAGGGCAGCACGCACAAGAGAAGGUUAAAGUUGCUGAAAGAAGGCGCCUACACACAGAAGGAGGCUGAGGCCGCUGUUGGUCUCCGAACAGACAAUGGGCCCAGACAGGCAGCGAAGGACAACACGCAAGAUGUCGAGGUAGAGAUGGAGGACUCGGGCUUGCUGGAGGACCAUGUGGCAACCUGA